UUAACCGCUGAAACAUCAAGAAAAGACUUUCUCUUAUUCUUCCAUUUCAAAAAGCUGAUGCCCUUUUUUCUAUAUUCCUCAUUCCUAUCUCUUUUAUCCUGUAAAAUUUGUAAUAUUCUGAGUUGAAAGCUGCUAUAUUGCGCAAUGGAUUCCUUUUUAUAGCACAAAUUCAGUCUUCUUUUUAUGCCUCUCUUUUACAAAAAUUUAUGGAGGCAACUGCGUGAUUCCAAUUGAGUGGACUCUUUUUUCUUUCUAUAUAAAGGCCAUAGGGCUGGAGAAGAAACUCACGCUGCGAUCGCUACCUUCAGCUUUCGGUAUUUCCUUGCUGCUUAAACUUUUUCGAUCCAGCGUCAAAUUGUGGACAGCCACCGAUUAACUUGGCAUGGGCUACUUAAAUCAGGAAACUUGUGAAUGUAACCAGCAGACUGAUAUAGGUGCAGCAGUGCGUAAUGGGAAAGAAAUACUUUUGCAGGCUUUUAACUGGGAAUCUCAUAAGCAUGAUUGGUGGAGAAACUUGGAAAGGAAGGUUCCUGACAUUGCAAAAUCUGGGUUUACUUCAGCAUGGUUGCCACCGCCAUCUCAGUCAUUGUCACCUGAAGGUUACCUUCCUCAGAACCUUUAUUCUCUCAACUCUGUAUAUGGUUCUGAGCACCUGUUGAAAGCUUUACUUCAAAAGAUGAAGCAAUAUAACGUCAGAGCAAUGGCUGAUAUUGUUAUCAAUCACCGUAUCGGAACUACCAAAGGGCACGGAGGAAUGUACAAUCGUUACGACGGUAUUCCAAUACCAUGGGAUGAACGUGCUGUUACUUUAUGUACUGGAGGACUGGGUAACCGCAGCACAGGCGACAACUUCAAUGGAGUUCCUAAUAUUGAUCAUACCCAACAUUUUGUUCGAAAAGAUAUUAUUGGAUGGCUGAAGUGGCUGCGUAAUGUUGUUGGCUUUCAAGAUUUCCGUUUUGAUUUUGCAAGAGGUUACUCGGCAAAAUAUGUGAAGGAAUACAUUGAAGCAGCAAAGCCAAUUUUUUCUAUUGGCGAGUAUUGGGAUUCUUGCAACUACAGUGGCACCUAUUUGGAAUAUAGCCAAGAUAGCCACAGACAACGGAUUGUCAAUUGGAUCGAUUGCACAGGACAGCUUUCAGCUGCUUUUGACUUCACAACAAAGGGAAUUCUUCAGGAAGCUGUUAAGGGACAACUCUGGCGUCUUCGUGAUUCCAAAGGGAAACCACCAGGUGUAAUGGGAUGGUGGCCUUCAAGGGCUGUUACAUUCAUUGAUAACCAUGAUACAGGAUCAACACAGGGCCAUUGGCCUUUCCCUUCACAUCAUAUUAUGGAGGGCUACGCAUACAUACUUACACAUCCAGGAAUCCCAACAGUUUUCUAUGACCAUUUUUAUGAUUGGGGCAACUCCAUUCAUGAACAAAUAGUGAAACUGAUUGACAUUAGGAAGCGACAAGACAUCAACAGUCGAUCAUCUAUCAGGAUUCUUGAAGCCCAGCCAAACCUAUACUCUGCAAUUAUUGGGGAGAAAGUGUGCAUGAAGAUUGGAGAUGGUUCCUGGAGCCCGUCUGGCAGAGAAUGGACACUGGCAACCUCAGGCCAUAGAUAUGCUGUAUGGCAAAAAUGAUGCCUCUCAUAAUUUGUCCACAGUUUUGCAAACUUAUUUCCAGGGAGUAGGGGAGCGUGGAUGGUGUGGACCUGAUGGUCAUGUUUCUAUAGCUACUACAAGGGUUUAACUACCAUGUAAAUAAAGAAUAAUUGCCCUUGAAUAAGUGCAUUCAACUUGUUGCUCUCGUCUCGUCGGAUUGCUAACAUCAAUAAAAUGGAUCCACUUAUAUUGCGGAGAA
This is a messenger RNA of Ricinus communis (castor bean), 1844 nucleotides long. RefSeq names its product probable alpha-amylase 2. The coding region runs from base 383 to 1624 and encodes 413 amino acids. The transcript is spliced from 13 exons. Gene Ontology annotation, molecular function: alpha-amylase activity; calcium ion binding. Gene Ontology annotation, biological process: carbohydrate metabolic process. The record is from RefSeq and is a predicted model, not a curated record. Lineage: Eukaryota; Viridiplantae; Streptophyta; Magnoliopsida; Malpighiales; Euphorbiaceae.